Gaeumannomyces tritici R3-111a-1 is the source of this 1004-nucleotide messenger RNA. RefSeq lists its product as hypothetical. The record is from RefSeq and is a predicted model, not a curated record. The transcript has a single exon. Lineage: Eukaryota; Fungi; Ascomycota; Sordariomycetes; Magnaporthales; Magnaporthaceae. Bases 1 to 924 code for a protein of 307 amino acids.
AUGUCUGCCCAGCGCGGGUGGCCGUUGAUGGGGCUGGACCUGGUGUGGCCGGGCCUGCUGCGGCCGGGUAUGGUGCUCUUGGGCUUGAGGCGGCUGGGCCUCGAACGGCUGGCCCGGGUGCUGCUCGGAAUAGUUCUCGUGUGCCUGGGGCGGCUGGGCCUGGUGCUGCUCCUCUUGGCCGUGCAUGGCGACGGCCUCUAUUGCCCACAUCUCGUCGGAAUACCCGCCGGCGACCUCCUUCAUGCGCUAGGCGCUCUUAAAGCCUCGAGGGAUUUGCUAAAUGCCCGAGGGAGCAAGAAUGCCGGCCUGGGCGGGGGCAAGGGCGAGCCCGGGGAAGAAGGUCCUCGGGGCACCCUGGAAAAAGUCGUGCAUCGAUUCGAAGGCGUCCAGGCCGUCCCUCGCGCGCGCGCCCCCGCCAGCCUUGCGCUUCGUGCGCUUCUUGGUCGGGUCGGGUGCCUGAACGGGCACGAAGAGUGCCUUCACCUGGUUCAGGUGCACCAACGUAUAGGGGGGCUGGGCGGUAUCGCCGGCCGGUGGGUUAACGUAGUGCCUCCAGGCCCGGCGGCGGUGCUUAAGCACGGGUACGGCCAUGAUCCUGAGGAUUUCGGCCGCGUCCAUCCCGAGAACGUCGAAGGGGUUGGGGAGCAGGUGUUGGAACGCGAGCGUGUGUCGAUGGUCGAGAAUCCGGAGUCCAGGACUCCAGCAGUACGGCCACUGUUGGCCGGCCAUGGUGGGCGGAUGGUAGGGAGCAAGAAGCAGCGGCGAUGCGGUCCGCCCGGGCUCUGCUGGGUGUACGCCGCGGUCGAGGCGUCCGACCGCUCGGGCAGCGGCGUGUGGAUUCAGAGGGCGGCUGGUUCACCGACGCCGUGUAGGGACCGCGUCGACGGCAUUCGUUCGUCUGUUUCUAUGUGGCCGCGAGGUUGAAGGUCAGCCAAUCGACCUCUGCAGUGUGGCGGGGAAGCAGCGGCGGCUUACCUGCGGAUGCGACGGCUGCACGGCUUCUA